Molecule: messenger RNA, 970 nt
Organism: Zingiber officinale
Lineage: Eukaryota; Viridiplantae; Streptophyta; Magnoliopsida; Zingiberales; Zingiberaceae
Exons: 1
Coding region: 91-696 (201 amino acids)
Biological process (GO): mitochondrial translation
Cellular component (GO): mitochondrial large ribosomal subunit; ribosome
Molecular function (GO): structural constituent of ribosome
Source: RefSeq, a predicted model, not a curated record
CCCUAGAGAAUAAGCACUGAGCUAUUCGAGUCGGAGGCCAACAAAAGUUCAUAUCGGAGCCAUCGUCCCAUCGACGACGGGGAAGCAGAUAUGGGGAGCCGCCUGGGGCGACGGGUGAUCCACUUCGCCAACCUGCCCAUUAAGCUUAUCCUGCCGCCGCCGCCCUUCGACUACAUUCGCGAGGUCGCCCUCAAGACCAUCCCCUCCGCCUCCAAGAUCGAGAUCCGCCGCGUCCUCGAGUCCCUCUACGGCUUCGACGUCGCCCAGGUACGCACGCUCAACAUGGAGGGGAAGAAGAUCAAGCGCGGCCCUUUCCUGGCCGCCAAGCCCGACUACAAGAAGGCCUACGUCACCCUCCGUUCCCCUCUCUCCCUCUCCAGUGAUCUCUUCCCCGUCAAGGUCAUCCUCGAAGAAAAGGAGCGCGUCGCCGCCGCUGCCAAGGCCGCCGCCGCACGAUCCUCCGUCGUCGAGGGGGAAGACGGCCGGGGCGAGAGCAAGCACUGGCUAGGCGAGCGCCGCCGCAAGGAUUACAAGGAUGCUUCAUUGAAGGGAUACUAUGGCAAGCGUGCUGAUGUUGCUCGAACCCGUAGCGUGGGCGGUUACCAUCAUCGCAGUGGAGGCAGAGAAAGGGUAAAGAAGGAGAAGGAGGAGAGGAAGUUCCCGUGGAGUGGCAUGAAUUUGUCAGGGAAGAGGUAGUCUUCUUUUGGCCAAAUAAGCAAUGAAGUCUGCAUCUUUUUCGAAUUACCCUGUUGGAUUUGUACUGAUAAAACAUCUUUUUUUGAAUUGCCAUGUUGGAUAUGCAAGAGUUAGUUCUUGUUGAACUCUAAUAAUUUCUCCUUAGGGAGAUUGCUUUAGAUGAUAGUUAUGUAUCUUGUGGUCUCUUGUUGAUGGUGUUGACUUAUGAACUACAUCGUCUACAUGUUGGAUUGAUAGUUGAUUUAAUUCAAGUUUUAGAAUUUCAUUUUCUUUC